AUGAAUUAUUUAUUAUUAAGUUUUAUUUCAUUAUUUACAAUAAUUAAUAGUAGUUAUAAUCCAAUUCCAACUGGAGCUAUUAUUAUAUCUACUAUAAAUAAAAUAUAUAUUAUGAAACCACAAGAAUAUAAUGGAGAUGAUCAAUUAACUAUUAUAUUUACAGCACCUUCAAAUAUGAAUAUUAUUAAUACUAUAUAUGAUUCUGUACUACGUAAUCUUUAUAUACUUUUUACAAAUGAAACAAAUGGUAGUAUUUAUUUAUGUCAAUUAAUGAGUCUUGAAACACUUGAUUCAACUAUUUAUCAACUUCCAAUUAAAUAUGAUAUUUCAAAUAUAAAUAAUUUAACUUCAUUUACAUCGGAUGUUGAUAAUCGACGUGCUUUAUUUACAGAUCAAAUGGGUAAUGUUAACUUAUUUUCUAUGAGUGGUUUAAUGCAAAUUAAUAUAUCAAUACCAACAACAAUUAUAAAUACUGUACGUUCAGUAAAUUAUGCUGAAACAAUAAAUCGAUUAUUUAUUAUAACUGAUACAAAAAUAAGUUCAUGUACUAAUUUUAAUCAAAAUAAUCUUCAAUGUUGUCAAGCACCACCUCAAUUAAAUCAACUUCGUUCAAUAGCAUUUGAUUAUAUAUCUGGUGCUAUAUAUGUUUAUGUUCUUGAUUAUACAACAGGUAUUUAUCAAGUUGUUUUAGAAUCAAAUGGAUGUCCAAAAUCUGUUCGACCUUUAAAUUCACUUGGAACUUAUAGUAAUAUUCAAUUUGUUAUUGAUCAUGGUUUAUAUUUUGCAUCGGGAAGUAAAGCAAAUCAAAAUGAUAAUUCCAUAUUAGUUAUAGCUAAUAGUACACAAACACCACGAGAUAUUUCUAUUGGUUCAAGUAUUGUUGCAUUACAUAUUUCACCUCCAAGUAUUCAAUCAACUUUAAAUAAAGUAGAAACUUGUUUUCAUGGUAUAACCUAUUCUGAUUAUCGUGUUGCCGUUAUACUUGCAGCUGUAUUUGGUACAGUAAUGGGUAUUUUUAUGUGUUUUAAUGUAUUAUUCUGUAUUGAUUUCUUUAUGACCAAGAGUAUUAUACGUAAUUUGAAAAAACAAAUACCACAUAAUUUAUUAGAAGAUCGAUGGAAUAAAUUAGUUGAAGAAAAAUAUGCAAAAUUAGCACUUGAAAAACAACGGCAAACUGAGAAUCCAGCGCCUAAACGUAAAGCAUCUAUAUUCGAACGAAAAACUCCAGUAGUUAUUCCUGCUAGUAGUGGUACAACUACUCAAGUUAGAUCAGGUACUACAACUAAUGAUGAAAUUCCUCGUAUAUCUAUUACAAAACCAAAAAUAACUGCAUAUCUUCGACGUGCAAGUGAUAAUUAUUUUAAUCGUCGUCGAAGUGUAGAAUAUCAAACUUAUCAGGAUCCACCACGUUCUGAAUUUAGUGCAACACAAUUAAGUUCACCACGAGUUCAAAUACAACCAAAUCAAAGUUAUAUUGAACCUGUAGCAGAAGAAGACGAAAAGCAAAAUCAAGGAGGAAGACUUCGACAAAAUCUUAGCGGACAACAAUUACUUAAAUUUGAUGAAGAUUUUCUAUAG
Molecule: messenger RNA, 1578 nt
Organism: Rotaria sp. Silwood1
Lineage: Eukaryota; Metazoa; Rotifera; Eurotatoria; Philodinida; Philodinidae
Source: the annotation of a GenBank genome assembly